AUGACCUCAGGAAUGCGCAUAGGGCGCGGCCCCGAAUCAAAGAGUAUCGACCAAGAGAAAUUAGCCUCUCUACAACGUGCUGGCCAGAAGGCAUUCAAAGCCGGUGAUUUCCAACACGCGCUCGAGUCCUUUACCCAGGCCUUGGCUGAGAAUAAAGAUGAUAUUGGACUGCUUGAUCACCGCUGUGCCACUUACGGCAAGUUGCAGCAGUACAGUUUGGCUCGCAACGAUGCUAGAGCUAUGGUGAAACUGGCACCGACUGACGAACGUGGGUAUCUGCGUUUGGGACAGGUCCUACGUCUGGAUGGGAGCCCCGAGAAGGCCCUUGCUAUUUAUGAAUAUGCCCUGCAGAAGCUCCCAGAGGACAAUCGAAGCCGCGAUACUCUGAGCCAAUUGCUGAAGAAAGUGCAAGACCAACUUGCGGGAGGUAACCGACGCGAUCCAUUCACGGUGCUGCCAUUAGAGCUUGCAGAAUGGACCCUCAAGAGCUUCUCCUUCCAGGAGGUCGUGGGAAUUCUACGUGUCUGCAAAGGAUGGAACCGUUUUUUGAGAGGAAUUCCAAGUCUUUGGAUGGAUGUAAAUCUAACUGGAGCGCGAACACGCGUUCCCUGGACAUCCGUUAGAAACUAUAUCCACCAAUCCAAGGUGGCACUGACCCGUGCGAACAUUCAUAAUAUCGUGCCCGCAGCUACGCUCAAAGUACUCGACAUGCUGAGCAGAUGCCCCCAUCUGGAACAUCUAGAAGUCUGGGUUCCUCAUGAUAACCCACCGCAAUUUUAUGCCAAAAUCUUGAAUUUCAAACGCCUGAAAACUCUUGUCUGCUCAGACGUCGAGAUUUCGCAUGCAUGUGUCGGGAAGAUCUUGUCGGGUCUUCCUUUGCUCGAGAAGGUGGCGUUUUAUAAUAUUUGGCAGACCAGACAGCAUAGUGCCCCAGCCUGGCCAAAGCAUCUCCCGAACUUGAAAAGCCUCACUAUUGGCUCUUCACACCGUGAUCCAACCAGACCGUUUAUCCCAUUCUCCUCGCUUGUGAUUCCUAGACUAGGUUCGAUUGGACAGCCCGCUUAUCCCAAUUUAGAGGAGCUUCGACUUGUCUGGCACCCAGCGCGUUCCAAAUCAUUCAAAUUUAUCACCCUGGAACAAGGGGAAACUCUUCCGCCGCUUCGUACGCUGGAACUUCACGGCGCUCAAGUUCAACCCGACUUUUACGCCACGCUUCCCAAAUCGCUCGAAAGCCUGCGGUGCUAUGCGGGUUCAGUCGACAAUUUCCCUCCAGGCAUAAAUAUAAUGAACGACGCUGAGAACGAGCUUCCCAACUUGACGACUCUGAUAUUCGACGAUACGCCAUGGGUCACCCUAGGUAAUUUAACGUUAUUCCUAUGGGCCUCCAAAGCACCCAUUACAACCCUUCACGUCAACUACUGUCACAACAUCAGUGCCGACGAUCUCAUCAAAAAUUUUAUCGACGAUCCCAUGCAAAUAAAUCCAGCAUUGAGCAAGAUGACCAAUCUUGGUAUCGCCGGCAUAGCGGGUAUCGACGACACCAAUGUCAAGCAUAUCUGCACAGCACUUCCAGGUCUGAAAAUUCUUGAACUGUCCGAGACAAAGAUCACUGGCUGUACGAUUCGCAUGUUGGCAGAUUCCAAGAAUGAUGAUUCUGCUAUGGCGAAGCUCGACGGUGUGAUUAUCAAACGCUGUGAUGGCGUAGAUUCCGAUGCGAUUGACUAUGGACGUAGCAUGGGUCUCUUGAUACUCACUUAA
This is a messenger RNA of Penicillium canescens, 1758 nucleotides long. RefSeq names its product Leucine Rich Repeat domain protein. Bases 1 to 1758 code for a protein of 585 amino acids. The record is from RefSeq and is a predicted model, not a curated record. The transcript has 6 exons. Lineage: Eukaryota; Fungi; Ascomycota; Eurotiomycetes; Eurotiales; Aspergillaceae. Gene Ontology annotation, molecular function: Hsp90 protein binding.